AUGUUCACUCCGGAGCAGCUUCAGAAAGUAUGGAUGCAACUAGCGUUGCAGGGAAUGGGCGCCAAUCUCGCCGGCUUACAGGCGUUACAGGCUGCCAGUAGCGCUGCAGCAGCUCCUCCUGGCCUAUUCCCACAUAUUCCUACAGCUAGUAUUCCUGUGUUGAAUCCUAGCUCUCCGACAACUUCAAAUCUUACUGCUGAACAGGUAAAUUUUUAUAUAAAAAUUCUUUAUGCUCAUUAUUAGCU
This is a messenger RNA of Strongylus vulgaris, 245 nucleotides long. The record is from the annotation of a GenBank genome assembly. Lineage: Eukaryota; Metazoa; Nematoda; Chromadorea; Rhabditida; Strongylidae.